UAUAAAUUUGGGCAUUGUAAACUUUGGGUGUAUGUUAAGCUCACACUUAGAGCUUGCAGCACAUAUAUUAUCCCUAGAGGCUAGAAGAUCAUAUGGAGAUGAAGGAUUGCAAUGUCCUCUUGGUGAUGUAUCCGGCGCAAGGCCAAAUUAAUCCUUGUUUACAAUUCGCAAAGCGCCUUGUCGAAUUGGGGGUGAAGCUCACCUUCCUCACAAGUCUCUCCGUCGUCAAUCGCAUGCCGGAACCGCCGUCCAUCCACGGCGUAGACUUUGCCACCUUCUCCGACGGGUGGGACGCCGGCUUUAAGGGCUCCGACGAGGAGUAUCUCCAGUUCAACGCUUCCUUAAGGGCUAAAGGGUCCAAAGCAAUUGAAGAUCUCCUCACGGCUAAACUGCAACAAGGCUCCCCAAUCUCUCGAGUUAUCUACACCACUUUUAUGCCGUGGGUGGGCAUUCUCGCCGGCAAACUUCGAGUGCCCAGCACGGUUCUUUGGAUUCAACCCGCCGCCAUUUUCGACAUUUUCUACCACUUUUUCACGGGUGGGUACGAGGAGAGUUUCAGAGGUUUAACUGGGAAUGAUAAUGGAGUUGUUGAGCUUCCGGGGUUGUCGACGACGCUAAGUGCAAGGGAGAUCCCUUCCUUUUUGCUCCCUGCAGGUUCUAGCGCCACCGAUUCUUUUAUAGCUCAAGCCAUGAAAGACCAUAUUGAGCUUCUUAGCAAAGAAGAGAGGCCCAAGGUUCUUGUGAACACUUUUGAUGCGUUGGAGUUUGAUGCUUUGAGGGUUAUAGAGAAGGUUGGAUUGGUAGGAAUUGGCCCCUUUGUUCCUUCUGCCUACUUGGAUGGGGAAGAUCCUUGUGACACUUCUUUUGGAGGUGACAUGAGAAAAAAGUGUAAUGGUUAUGUGGAGUGGUUGGAUUCCAAGCCUAAAGGUAGUGUGAUUUACGUAGCGUUUGGUAGUUACUCCGAGCUUCCAGACGAAACGAUGGAGGGAAUUGCACGAGGGCUAGUUGAGACGAGAAGGCCGUUUUUGUGGGUGAUUAGGGAGGGAGGGAAUGGCGAAAAGCCGGAGGAGAAGCUGAGUUGCAAGGCGGAUCUGGAAAAGCAAGGGAAGAUAGUGCGUUGGGGCAACCAAGUCGAGGUUCUGCAACACUCUAGCGUGGGGUGUUUUGUGAGUCAUUGCGGAUGGAAUUCAACUUUGGAGGCUCUGACUUCUGGGGUCCCUAUUGUGGGGUGCCCACUUUGGACCGAUCAAUGGUGUAAUUCUAAGUUCAUUCAAGACGUCUGGAAGACCGGGAUCAGAGUGAAGGUCAAUGAGAAAGGAAUUGUUGAAGCUAAUGAAGUGAAGACGGCCAUAGAAUGCAUAAUGGGUGAAAAGGAGACAGCACAAGGGUUGAGAAAUAAUGCUGCAAAAUUCAAGGCUUUGGCUAAGGAAGCAAUGAGGGAAGAUGGCUCAUCUUAUGUCAACCUCAAGGCAUAUGUGGAUGAAGUGCUACUUGGUCAUGGGCAAGAAUAAUAUCCUACGGAGUAUCUUUUUUAAACAUUACAAAAAUGUCACUACAAAUGUUUUAGUAUCUCUUUUCAAAUAAGAGGUGACAAUAUAUAGGAUUAUUUAAACCUAUAAUUUUUCGUUUGGAAUGAUAAUAGUGAUGUAAUCAAA
This is a messenger RNA of Ipomoea nil (Japanese morning glory), 1655 nucleotides long. RefSeq names its product crocetin glucosyltransferase, chloroplastic-like. Bases 93 to 1511 code for a protein of 472 amino acids. Gene Ontology annotation, molecular function: UDP-glycosyltransferase activity. The record is from RefSeq and is a predicted model, not a curated record. Lineage: Eukaryota; Viridiplantae; Streptophyta; Magnoliopsida; Solanales; Convolvulaceae. The transcript has a single exon.